CGAACCUCUUGCAGCCCAGUCGUCAUUAACCAAACCAAGCCUCGAAAGGUCGACAAAACUCUGUGCACAAAGCUACUACCUCACACCCCGAUACUGAUGAUACUCUCUUGAGAGAAAGAGAAAGAAUUUCUCUACUCGGCAUUCUAAACUCGCAACUUUUCUCAGCGCAUGGAUUUUCUCAAGUCCGCAGUGGCUUCGGCCAUUGCAAAGGGGCCGCCGUUCCCCUACUCCUUUGGAGACCGUGUAGAUGUGGACCAGUCUAUAUGGACUCUUUACAAUGGCACAAGACGUGAGGAUGGCUCCAACUGCAGCAUCUUCUCCUUCGAAAUCAACCCCAAUACCAAAUCCCGAUUGCCACUCGCCAAGAAUGCCCUCAAGAAACUGCGAACACUGCGACACCCUGGCGUUAUCAAGAUGCUGGAUGCCGUUGAGACCGACACAUAUAUAUACAUUGCGACGGAACGCCUUGUACCUUUGAGGUGGCAUAUCAAGAGGAAGAGCUUGAGUCCAGAGACACUAAAAUGGGGGUUACACAGCGUAGCGCGCACUAUGAAAUUCAUCAAUGACGAUGCAUCAUCAAUACAUGGAAGUCUCAAAGUAUCAUCAAUAUAUACUUCGGAAAGCGGAGAGUGGAAAUUGGGAGGAUUCGAGGUCCUUAGUAGUGUCAAAGACGACGAGGCACUGAUCUACACUUAUGGUAGCCUUGUGCCCGACUCCGCCAGAUACGCGCCUCCAGAAGUGGCAAAGUCGGGAUGGGAUGUGGUCAAAAAGGCGCCACACCACGCGGUAGAUUCAUUCAACUUUGGCACUCUAAUAUUUGAGGCUUUCAAUGGCGACUUUACGGGCUCUGAGCAGGCCGGUCAGACCAAGAAUAUCCCACCGACAAUGCAAGCCAGCUACAAAAGGCUUGUUAAUGCGAAUCCCAAAGCCAGGUUGAGUGUCGGACAUCUCCUGGAGCAGGGCCAGCGUCGAGGUGCCUUCUUUGAUACACCACUCAUCAAGUUAACUGAGGGCGUGGAUAACUUGGGAAUGAUGUCUGAAACCGAGAGAGACGAGUUUCUCGGAGAUCUCGACCAGCUUACGGACGACUUCCCAGAGGAAUUCUUUAAGAUGAAAGUCCUCCCGGAACUCCUGAAAUCAGUAGAGUUCGGCGGCGGCGGUCCCAAAGCUUUUUCUGUCGUAAUGGAAAUCGCACGGAAGCUUUCGAGUGAGGACUUUGACUCCAAAAUUACUCCUGUUGUCAUUAGGUUGUUCAGCAACCCUGAUAGGGGUAUCCGAGUCUGCUUGUUGGAUAAUCUGCCACACAUGAUUGAUCGACUAUCUCAGAAGGUGGUCAAUGACAAGAUUUUUCCACAGCUGGUUACUGGCUUCACUGAUCUGGCACCUGUAGUACGAGAGCAAACACUCAAGUCGGUCCUUGUCAUCAUCAAUAAGCUGUCUGAUAGAACAAUUAAUGGCGAGCUGCUACGCUAUCUGGCGAAAACAGCCAACGAUGAGCAGCCUGGCAUACGAACGAACACAACCAUUUGCCUUGGCAAAAUUGCCAAGAAUCUAGGGACAUCGAGCCGCUCAAAGGUGCUGAUAGCAGCCUUUGGCAGAUCUCUGCGAGACCCAUUCGUUCACGCGCGCAAUGCCUCACUGCUCGCCCUCGGUGUCACCAGUGAUUGCUUCAGCGACGAGGAUGCUGCGUCCAAGAUUGUGCCUGCAGUCGUUCCUCUCCUCCUGGACAAGGAGAAGUUGAUCCGUGACCAGGCAGACAAGACAAUUGAGGUCUAUCUCCAAAAGAUCCGCAAGGCGGCAUCUGCCAUGCCUGAAACGGCACUGCCCCCGGAACGAGGCCCCGAUGGUGUUGCGAGGAUGAGCACCCCGCAGCCAAACGAGGCAUCGGCAUCCUCAGGUGGCAGCUGGGCCGGCUGGGCCAUAUCGUCAUUUACAAACAAAUUGUCCGCAGCUGCCGGCGAAAUGCAGACGGCAAGCAAUGGUUCUCAGUCAUCAACCCCCGCACCGACUUCUCCUGCCAUGACACCACGGCCCGGUAUGGUGCCAACAACUAGCAAGUCGGCAUCGGCCUUGCAUAGACAGGCUGUCCGUUCCCCACAACCAGCUCCAGGAGGAUUUUCGCUCCCUCCAAAGAAGGAGACUGCGGCUUCUUCAGCCAGCGAUUCCUUCUUCCCCGAGGCGGACGAUGCUGCCGACGACGACUUUGGCGGCGACGCAUGGGGUGACAUGGGGGAAAUGGACGAGAACGAAGACGGAGCCGACGCCGAAGACGCGAGCGGCUUCUUCAAGGAGCCGGCUUCACGCUCCGUAUCCACCUCGUCCACGGCCAAGAAGGCAACCACCACCCCAUUCCCCCACGCCGACGACGCCGAGCCGGAUUUUGCCGGCUGGCUCGCGGCGCAAGCCUCCAAGAAGACUGGCGGUAAGCCUUUGCCCAAGGGCAUGGGGAAGAGCACAGGCGGCGCGGGAGGUGCUGCGGCAAAAUCGAGCUCGCUGGCAGCUAAGAAGAAGCCUGUCGUUGCCAAGAAGAUUGACAUGAAGCCCAAGGACGAGGACAAUGACGAUGAUGGGUGGGGUGAUGGCUGGUAACUAUUCACUGCCAUGACUGCCGCACUUUUCCAUCGCCUUUUGGGGCAAAGCAACAAUAUCAUAUACGCUACUUAUUUGUCUUGUUGGGUAGGAAGCGAGCGCUGGUUCGUGUCUUUUUUGACUUGUUGUCUUGGGCAGGAUACCAUACUAUACAGCUGUCGAUUAAUGAGCAUACUGUCAAGGUCGUUAGUUUAAAACAAAAAGUCCAAAUAUGGAAGUAUCCCAAUCACGAUCUUUCCGCUGGUUAUUUAUCUGUCUUUGAUCGAAACAUGGCGGCGCGUAGCAAAAGACAGGGUUUUUGAAAAGAACACGAGGACGACAAUACGUCAUCAGUGUACCACCACUCGGGGGAUGUUCUCAUUGAGCCAUGCAUACAUGAUGAUGAUGACCUAAAACAUAUUCAUAUGGGGGAUCCAGACGAAGUUUGACACCAAACAAGACCCAGAACAAAAGAAAAAGAUUAUAAAGCGCCCUCCCAAAUGCUGGCUCCAAGUCAAAGAAAAAAGGAAGGAAAACCCCGACUGCUCAUGCAUAUUAUAUGAAUCCCUUUUGAAAAGUCAGAACAUGUAACCUGACAAAAGCUGUUUGAAAAAAAAAAAAGAAAAAAAAAAAGUAUUCUCAAGCUCGAAUAAAACAGGUGUUUCCAAAUUUGCU
This is a messenger RNA of Pyricularia grisea, 3243 nucleotides long. RefSeq lists its product as uncharacterized. Bases 169 to 2589 code for a protein of 806 amino acids. NCBI's taxonomy places the organism in Eukaryota, Fungi, Ascomycota, Sordariomycetes, Magnaporthales, Pyriculariaceae. Gene Ontology annotation, cellular component: cytoplasm. The transcript is spliced from 7 exons. Gene Ontology annotation, biological process: tRNA export from nucleus; protein phosphorylation. Gene Ontology annotation, molecular function: protein kinase activity; ATP binding. The record is from RefSeq and is a predicted model, not a curated record.